GACUCCGCGCUUUCGCCAGCAAAACAAACAGAACACCACCGCAGCGGUGUGUUUUGCAAACAGUGCCUUAGUGGGAAUUGUGUGCGGUGACCGAAAGUGAAGUGGAAAGCCUGAAACGCACUGACAUAGGAAGUGUCAACAUAAUUCAAUUGAAAACAAUCCACAACCGCCAGAAAGGGCCCCGUCCGCACGUCCGGCUUUGCAGUGGUUGCGUUUAGAGUGGCCCCUCCGUGAUUGUAAAUUUUCGUGCGUUGUCCCCGUUCCCCGGCACCCUCACGACACCAUGCUGAAGUUCACCGUCGCCAUCGCCAUUGGGGCCCUGGUCUGCAUUGCGGGCCUCGCCGUGGGGCAGGAAAUUCCACCGUACAUCAAGCAGUGUCGCCGGUCGGACCCGGAGCUCACGGACUGUCUCAAGGCAUCGCUGCAACACUUGCGACCCUACCUGGCCAGGGGCAUCCCCGAGAUUAAGCUACCCUCGGUCGAGCCGUUCGUGAUGGAUCAGCUGUCGCUGCAGCUCACAGGCGGACCUCAAGGAUACCGGAUCAACCUGAAGAACAUGGAAGUGUUCGGUGCCAGCAAUUUCACCGUGCGCUCGAUCAAACUUGUUGAUGGCAACAAGCCGUUCGAGGCCCGGCUCACCAUCCCGCGGCUGCAGAUUCACGCCAAGUACACCAGCAGCGGCGUGCUGAUCAUCAUCCCUGCCAGCGGUUCCGGUGAUUUCGAUGCCGUGUUCGAUGGUGUGACCGCCGAGGUCAAGGGGCUGGUGUCGACGAGCGAAAAGCCGACCGGAACGCAUCUGCGCGUGGAGAAGCUCGAUCUCAACCUGGCGAUCAAGAAGCCGCGCCUGAGCGUAUCGAAGAUCUUCAACAACAACCGCAUCCUGACGGAAGCCACCAACCUCUUCCUGAAGGAGAACGGGCACGAAGUGCUGCGCGCACUGCAGCCACAGCUCCAGAAGAAGCUCUCGGCCGAGUUCACCGGCAUCGCCAACCAGCUGCUCGACAACGUCCCGAUCCACUUCUUCCUCGUGGACUAAGGCCGUCGCGCUGACGCGCUUGGUGAAGGCACUUUGUGAUACCCGUUGUUUAGUGUUAAGGCCCGAAAGGCCGUAAGUUGGGCAGAGGAGCAAAAUCGGACAAAAUGUGGUGGUGACGCCUAGUCGCCCUCACGACACGGAGUGGAUUUCAAAUAAGAAGGCCGGCCCGGGUGAUAGGCGAGCCCCGGAGCGAAACUGUACCCAAGGAGAGAACCGUACCAUUUUGUAAACACAUCUGACAUUUAUAUGCAGUACAAAUGAGGGAAAUAAAAAAAACAC
Molecule: messenger RNA, 1315 nt
Organism: Anopheles bellator
Lineage: Eukaryota; Metazoa; Arthropoda; Insecta; Diptera; Culicidae
Exons: 5
Coding region: 284-1036 (250 amino acids)
Source: RefSeq, a predicted model, not a curated record